UGUCUCCUCUAUAAUUGAUAUAACCUACAAACUCUUAUACGUCACAUAAAUUUGAGCAAUCUCCUCCAUAAAUUCCCACCCUAAACCUACCUAGAUCCAUUCCACCAAUUACAUGAAAUCCAUAAACAUGAGUGAAGAAUGUGUUGGCAACACUAUUGCUACUACCUCUACUACACCAUUAAACUGGUGGUAUCUUCAAGCAACAAACUCUCUUUCUUCUAAUUGGAAUGAUGUUAAUAAACUUGCAUGGAGCAAUCAAAUGAAUAAUCCAAAUUCUUCCUCUUCUUGUGAUGAUCAAGAUAUAUCCGUUUCUUCGAAUUCUUUCACUAAUGCUUCAAACCAUUCCUCUCUCACCGUUGAUUCCUCUCGAAGAAUACUCGAGUCACAUGCACCUUCUUCUAAUGACUUCAUGGCUGAACAUGCUUCAGAUAACCAACUUUGGAGUCAUGUUCUAUCAGGUGUUGGAUCAAAUGGAGAGUUACAAAACAACCAAGAAAUUGGAGAAAAUUUCUUGGAUGGACUUUCAUCAAAAACCAUGUUUGAUGAGCCAGCUUGUGACUAUUUGAAGAAACUUGAUACAACAAAUUGGGAAUAUAGUGGUUCAGCUUCAUUCAAUACAAGUUUUGAAAAGCACUUAAAUGGGUACAGUGAAGCUCUUAUUGAGAAUAAUGAAAGGUUGACAAAAUUAUCCAAUCUUGUUAGCACUUGGUCUAUUGCCCCACCUGACCCUGAAGUUAGUAGCCACUUUGAUCCACAAACAAACAACAUAUCAAAUAAUUUGAAUUCCAAUUCCUCCAAUAUUGAUAAUCAUCACUUUGAAUCUGACCCUAAUUGUCAUCUCAAACAAUUACCUUUUGGAGAUUCUAUUGGAGGAGUAGGUAAUAAAAUGUUCUCUAAUGUCCAUGAUAUUCAAGACAUGAAUAAGGUUAAACAAGAAUAUCAUCAUCCUCAUCAUCAUCAUGGAAAUCAUGAAGUGUUUGGAAAAUCAUUUAUGAAUCCAAAUGGAUAUCUUGAUGGAUUUAAUAAUAGUCUUAAUUCAGUUGGAGAAAAUGGAAAAUUUUAUCAAGGGUUGCCAAAUAUUUCACCAUGCACCAAAAGUUUCUCAGAUGUUAUAUCCUUUAAUAGUAGGUUUGGAAUCCAUACACAAAGGCCUAGCAUGAAAUACUCAAACUUAUCUGAUUCAAGAAAGCAAGGACUUCACACACCUUCACAUACGAGGACUAGUAGUGGAAGAGACGGGACAACGCGUGAAGUAAAGAAGAAAAGAUCCGAAGAAUCAUUAGAAGCAAACUUGAAGAAGCCAAAACAAGAUACAUCAACAACUAAUUCAUCUUCUUCAAAGGUGCAAGCACCUAAAGUCAAGCUAGGAGAAAAGAUCACAGCUCUUCAACAAAUUGUAUCUCCUUUUGGAAAGACAGAUACAGCUUCAGUGCUGUUUGAAGCAAUAGGGUACAUAAAGUAUCUUGAAGAACAAGUCCAGCUACUGAGUAACCCUUACUUGAAGGCAAAUUCACACAAGGAUCCAAGGGGAAUGUACUUUGACAGAAAGGAUAAGGAAGAUGCGAAAAUGGAUCUUCGAAGUCGAGGUCUUUGUUUAGUUCCAACUUCAUGUACACCUGUAGUUUAUAGAGAGAACACUGGACCAGAUUACUGGACACCAGCAUAUAGAGGAUGUUUGUAUAGGUAAAAAAAAUGCAUGUCUUAUGCUAAAAUUAGUAUGUGACUGUAUGUAUUUUAAUUUGCUAGAAUCUUGGAAAAGUGUAUGUAUGAUAUAGUGAAUAAAACAUCAUAUAUAUCAUCCUUAAUUAAUGUAACUAUAUAUAUUGUUUUGAUGUAAUGUCUAGUUACAUGAGUAAACAUAUAU
This is a messenger RNA of Lathyrus oleraceus (garden pea), 1864 nucleotides long. RefSeq names its product transcription factor bHLH133. Gene Ontology annotation, molecular function: RNA polymerase II cis-regulatory region sequence-specific DNA binding; protein dimerization activity; DNA-binding transcription factor activity, RNA polymerase II-specific. Gene Ontology annotation, cellular component: nucleus. Lineage: Eukaryota; Viridiplantae; Streptophyta; Magnoliopsida; Fabales; Fabaceae. The transcript has 7 exons. Gene Ontology annotation, biological process: regulation of transcription by RNA polymerase II. Bases 113 to 1687 code for a protein of 524 amino acids. The record is from RefSeq and is a predicted model, not a curated record.